GUUUUAUUCUGAAGACAAACGUACUGUACUUCCGGCAUUUUCCUCGCUGGGUUCAGUAAGUUUGACGUGUCCCCGCUUUGACGUAUGAAUCAUCCUUCCCAAGAUGGCGACACACCUGUUUCCUCGGUGUUGAUCCUUGUUGUCGUCUGCGCAGCCUAAGAAAACAAAGCAUCAGGAACAGAGCGUUGAACUGGCGGCGUAGAUAAACACCUGGAGUGACCUCCAAAAUGUCCACAGAGGAGCUGUCAGCCUCGGACAGCGAGGCUGUCUUCGCCGGGGCAGGGGAGCGAUGGGCACCGGUGGGCGCUGUGGCCAGUCCCGAGGAUGAGAGCGGGAGCGGGAGCGCUGGCCAGGCGGCGCAGAGAGGCUCGUCCUCGGCCACCGAGGAGGAAAUGGCCGUCAGGCUGGAGAAGCUGGAAGAGGAGCAAGCCUCGCUGAACUCCUCUCUCCUCGCCCUCACCUCGCACUUUGCUCAGGUGCAGUUCCGGCUGAAGCAGAUAGUUCACGCUCAGAGCGAGGAGAAGGAGAGGAUGCUGGUCGAGCUGGAGGAGUUCGCCUUCAGGGGCUGCCCGCAUGUGGUGGGCUGCCGGGCUCAGGAUGCCAAACAGCUGGAGAACUCGAGUGAGAGGGAGAAGAGGGAGCGCCUGGAGGCUCAGAGGGAGAAGCAGAAGGAUCUCAUCUUCCAGCUGAAGACGCAGCUGGAUGAUCUGGAGCGCUUCGCCUAUCAGGAGGGCAGCUACGACUCUCUGCCGCAGUCGGUCGUCAUGGAGAGGCAGAAGGUCAUCAUUGAUGAGUUGAUCAAAAAGUUGGACGUGAACUUGAACGAGGACAUCGGGAACUUGACGCCUGAGGAGCUGAGACAGAGAGUGGACGCCGCCAUCUCUCAGAUAGUGAACCCAGCGAGGGUCAAAGAGCAGCUGGUGGAUCAGCUCAAAACCCAGAUCAGAGACUUGGAGAUGUUCAUCAGCUUCAUACAGGAUGAGGUGGGGAACCCUCUGUUGUCAGACGGCAGACACAGCCAGCAGCCCCAGGCAGCAGGAACCAAUGCCCGAACGCCAGGAGUGAAGAAGAACGUGGACCCGGAGCAGGCCCAGAAGAUGCGAGAGACCGGCCUGCAGCUGAUCCAGAAGGCCCUUGCUGUGUUACAGAUCUUCGCCGCGAGCCAGUUCGGCUGCGCACCCGGCCACGUCCCUCAGAGCAUGUGGCCCCAGGAGUCGACAGGGCGGGACUACGGGCCCCUGCUGCAGCGUCUGGAGGCGGCUGUGGAGAAGGUGCGAGUGCUUGGUUCACGCAGGCAGCCGUCCCUCGAACAUGUCGUCAACUACACCAGCAACACGGCGCUGGGACCACGAGACGAGCUGACGACGUCUGUGAGGAAGGAGCUGGCCUUUGCUCUGAAAGACUUGUUGGCUCAUGGCCUCUUCUCGCCCUCGCAGACCAUGAGCCUGGUGCUGGCCCCCAUCUCCUGCCUGCUGCCUUACAGAUCAUCCCCACAGACCAUGCACCCGUGGGAACUCUUUGUUAAGUACUACCACUCCAAAAACGGGAAGGCCUUUGUGGAGUCACCGGCCCGCCAGCUUUCACAGUCCUUCAGCCUGCCUGUAGGGGGCGGCCCGGUGACCGUCACCCCUAAACAGUCUCUGCUGUGGGCCGUCCACACUGUGCUGAAGGAGCACGGGCGCUACAAACGAGGACCGGACACAGAGUUCAAAGCGCUGGUGUGCAUGGCUCUGAAUGAGCAGCGCCUGGUGUCCUGGCUCAACCUGCUGUGUAAGUCAGGCACUCUGAUACACCCGCACUACCAGCCCUGGAGCUACAUGGCCCAGACCGGCUUCGAGGGAGCCCUGCGAAUCCUGGGCCGCAUCAGCCACCUCAAAUUCAACCUCCCGGUGGACCUGGCUGUUCGGCAGCUGAAGAACAUUAAGGAUGCUUUCUAAAGGGGAAAAAGGAAACAAAUCUGUGAAACGUCAAGAAGCAUCAGUCUCAGAAAUCAAGUAUUUUAUCAGCUAAACUCCACUGCUCUUAAGCUGGCAUUCAGGACCAACAGCAAGACUUUGUACUUUAAGUAUGUAACCUUAUUAAAGGUUGUUCAAGUAGCCACCCAUCUGAAGUGAAGUGCAAGUGUGUGAUGUCUACAGUACGUGCAUGCAUGGUUAUGUUGUGCGAGCUUCAGCCAUAAUAAUCUGCAUUUCCCACUUUGUUUAAGAUGCCAAAAUGUCAAGAUGACGAUGCUAAUUGUACUGUAAAGACGCCUUAGAACGGAGACUGAGAUUACCUCAUGUUUAGUGAAGCCUUCCUGACCUGUGCGUCCUGUGCUCGUCAUACAGCAUCGCUCCCCUGUGUGAAUGUGACAGCGCCCUAACCUAUGCAGCAAAGAAACAGAGAGGCUGGAUUUGUGCAGUAAUCAGUACUGCAACGCGUUCGCCUUCUAGACAUGAAUGUGCAGGCAGAAACACUUUGUCAGUACUGAGGCUUCUGCACAGGAACCGGGAGCUUGUUGGUGCUGCUCCAUUGUUCUUCUGUGAUGAACCGUUUCACGUGUAGCAGAUUGGAUGGUCGUGAAGCUAAACUGCAGCGCUCAGGUCAGGUCAGCUUAAAGUGACAAAUGUGUUACAGUUUCCGUGGCGAUGCAGGAGACAAACGUGAAGUGCUGGCGUUAUGUGACAUGAUGCAGAUGUUAGGCGACUCCAUUUGAAAUCCGAGGCUGUUCUCACUUCCUGCACAUCUUCUAUUUCAGGCGUGGGUUAGACACUUAGACCCUGUAUGAACUGCUGCUUUCCUCCGGUUCCAGGUUUAGUCAGAUUUAAGAUUUAUUUAAUGAUGUAACGGCUUACAUCUCAUGUGUAACAUGAAUGUAGGACAUAAGAGUUUAAAUUUGUUUUUAUCUUCCUGAGACAGCUGAGUUGCACGUAUGAUAUCCUUAAAUACUGAAUGUACAAACCGCAGAUGCUGUUAAACUGACGUUACUUUCUGUCUGCUGUAUGUUUCCCUGCUGUUUAUGGGAAUCAAAGUUCAGUGUUUGUCAGCCCACAUGUAUGCAUCAAACCUCUGACAGCAGACGUGCUGCAUUUAUGUUUCCUGAGAUAAAAACCUGAUUCCAUAACGAUGCACUUUGUUAUCUGAGUGCGCUGGGAGACACAUUUUAUUCUCUUUUUUUGUUACUGUUUAAAUGGAAAUGUUGCAAUCUGUUUGGGAGUCCUGUUGUGAAUAUAAUGUUAUGUUUUACAUCAUAUUUUCCCUUUUUUGUUGUAUUUUGUUGAGCUGUUAUGUUGUGAUUUAUGUAACGAGACUUUUAUUUAUUAGAUAGCAUGUUUUAGCUCAAACACACCAAAACACUUUGUUGAAGUAGCUGCUGAAUCACACUAAAUCAUUUAAAUCGU
Messenger RNA from Scatophagus argus, 3380 nucleotides. RefSeq names its product RUN domain containing 1 (gene rundc1). The record is from RefSeq and is a predicted model, not a curated record. The transcript has 5 exons. Bases 228 to 1937 code for a protein of 569 amino acids. Lineage: Eukaryota; Metazoa; Chordata; Actinopteri; Scatophagidae.